This is a messenger RNA of Ictidomys tridecemlineatus (thirteen-lined ground squirrel), 987 nucleotides long. Its product is annotated as olfactory receptor 1S1. The record is from RefSeq and is a predicted model, not a curated record. Gene Ontology annotation, biological process: G protein-coupled receptor signaling pathway. NCBI's taxonomy places the organism in Eukaryota, Metazoa, Chordata, Mammalia, Rodentia, Sciuridae. Gene Ontology annotation, molecular function: G protein-coupled receptor activity; olfactory receptor activity. Gene Ontology annotation, cellular component: membrane.
AUGAAGACUUUGUGUUCCAUUCUUCAGGAUCACAGAACUAUGCAUCAAGGAAACCACACCACCAUAUCUGAAUUCAUCCUCCUGGGACUCUCCAACAAAGCUGAGCAGCAGAAUCUCCUCUUUGUGCUGUUCCUGGGUAUGUACCUGGUCAUUGUGCUUGGGAAUGGACUCAUCAUCCUGGCCGUGGGCUUGGAUUCAUACCUGCACACCCCCAUGUAUCUGUUCCUGGCCAACCUAUCCUUUGCCGACAUUUCCUCCACUUCCACCUCGGUCCCCAAAAUGCUGAUGAACAUUCAGACCAAGAGUCAAUCCAUCUCCUAUGAGAGCUGCAUCACACAGAUGUACUUCUCCAUCGUGUUUGUCGUCAUCGACAAUUUCCUCCUGGGGGUCAUGGCCUACGACCGCUUUGUGGCUAUCUGCCACCCUCUGACCUACACGACCAUCAUGCAUUCCAGGCUCUGUGUUUUGCUCACUGUCAUCCCCUGGCUCCUCAGUAAUCUGGUAGCCCUGACACACACCCUUCUGCUCACUCGACUGGUCUUCUGUGACAGCAACGCUCUCCCACACUUCUUCUGUGACUUGGCCCCUCUGCUCAAACUGUCCUGCACAGACACCGUGAUCAACGAGCUUGUGUUGUUUACCGUGGGCUUAUCGGUUAUCAGCUUCCCCUUUGCCCUCAUCUUCUUUUCCUACGCCUGCAUCGUCAGGGCUGUCCUGAGAAUCUCAUCCGCAGAGGGGAAGUGGAAAGCCUUCUCCACCUGCAGCUCUCACCUGACCGUGGUCCUGCUCUUCUAUGGGACCAUUGUGGGGGUUUACUUUUUCCCUUCGUCCACUCACCCUGAGGACACAGACAAGAUUGGGGCAGUCCUGUUCACUGUGGUGGUACCCAUGAUGAACCCCUUCAUCUAUAGCCUGAGGAACCAGGAUAUGAAAGGAACUCUGAGGAAGCUCAUCAAUAAAAGAAGGUUACUUCCUUUGAUACCAUGA